Polyodon spathula (Mississippi paddlefish) is the source of this 2593-nucleotide messenger RNA. Its product is annotated as centrosomal protein POC5-like. Gene Ontology annotation, cellular component: centrosome. The record is from RefSeq and is a predicted model, not a curated record. Bases 121 to 1839 code for a protein of 572 amino acids. The transcript has 13 exons. Lineage: Eukaryota; Metazoa; Chordata; Actinopteri; Acipenseriformes; Polyodontidae.
UCGGUUUGAAACUGUCAGAAGCUGAAGUCGAAGUUUGCAUUAGGUUCUGGGAAGGAAUUUACUCAAAGAAAAAGCAUAACGUAUUUAAAAAAUAUCGGAUGUAAAGAUAUUUUUGAACAGAUGUCCUCAGAUGAAGAAGGAGCUAGUACGAGUCCAGUGUUGCCCAGAGAUUCAGAUCGGGGUAGUUCAGUCUCAUCAGAACUGCAGGGAGAAUAUGAAGAGCUGCAUCGAUAUGCUGUAGUAACUCCAAAGUUUGAACUUGGUACCCAGAGGCAGGCUCUGAGUGCUUCACAACUGACAGCAGAUGGGAGAAUCUCAAGCUUAAUGGAUGAUGUUCUCUUGCAGAAUUCGGCAGAACAAGACAAAAGCAGGCAUGAAUUACCUUCAGAUAGACAGUUAGGAACAUCAAGAGUUACAACUGAAGGGAGACCUGCAGCUGCCAUGGAAAGAAUGGAAGGUCAAGGGGUGCUAUUAAGGACUCCUGUUGAGUCUGAUGUGGAAUCUGGCUCUAAUCUUCAUUCACCUGCUCAUUCUGUAAAGACCUCAUCAGUAAGCAUCUUACCUAGUACCUCUGAUUACAAUGUGAUUAUGGAACUGUUUAUUCCUGAAGAGAACAUGAACAAAAUGGAACACUCACUGGAUACCUGGAGCAACCAACUAAAGACAAAUGUUAUAACUGAGCUAAGAAAAUGGAAACUGGCUGUCAUUGAACAACACAGACUGCAAAUGAAGAACGAAAAAGAAAAGCAUGCCGCCCAUGUGGCUCGUUUAACCAACGAUAUGGACGAUUUAAAGGAGCUGCUACAUACGUAUGAGAUCUCGAACCAGAGAAAAGAUGAGGUGAUCUCUAAUCUUAUGCAUGGAAUGGAACGACUGAGGGAAAAGCAGGAGCUAAUGCGAACUUUCUCUCAUUGGAGAAGCAAGCAAUGCGAGGCUAGGGAGGAGGCAUAUUCAAAUGGCCUAGCUGAUCGGCACUACAAGCAAAUGCUAAUGAAGAAGGUGUGGGUGGCUUGGCACUCUGUCAUUGAAGUGAAAUGGAGAGAAAGGGUGGAGCGGGCAUGUCAAGCUAGGGCCGAGGAGGUCUGUCUCCAGUUAUCCACUGAUUAUGAACGUAAAAUUGAAGAACUUUCUGAAGCACUUGAAAAAGCCAGAUGCGAGAUCCAGCAGUUACAUUCUGAAAGGGAACGAUAUGAAGAAUCAAUGAAGAAAGCAUUUAUGCGUGGGGUGUGUGCCCUGAAUAUGGAGGCGAUGACCAUGUUUAACGGAAGAGAGGGUAGGCUGGAGCAUGAGCAUCCCUCCCGAAGGGAAGAGCCUGGCUCCAGCAUAUCGGUUAAUUUUCAACAGCCAGCAGCAACCUCAGCCAGCUUCAGCCCUGUUCACUUUGAAUCUGCCCCUGCAACAGCAGCACCUAGUGACACAGAGCAGAUGUUCACAUCCCAUUUUGGAUCUGUUAGCGCACCAGCUAGAACAGCAGAAGACAUCUCGGCCACUACCACAGUCGAUGGCACCACAAAACCAUCAACCCACAAACUGUCCGUCACCCGGGUUGUGACCGCAGCACAGCAGAGAGCAGAGAAGACUAUAACCGCUCGGAUCACAGGCCGAUCAGACCUAGGACCGAAGAGCAGCAGGAUCGCGGGCAAUCUCAAUGUAAUGGGUGUGGCCCCACCAAUGAGUUCAGUUGUUGUGGAACGGCAUCAUCCAGUUACACAGCGAACUGUUGGCCAAGCAACUGCUGCAAAAUUUCCCCGAUCUGGACAGCCAUCCUCCAGCGCUGGGAGAGUUUCAGGACACAGUGGAAGAAGUCAUCAAAUCCAAUCAAUAAAAGUCGUUGAAUGAACACAUUAGCAGUCCUGAAACUCCUGUAUACUCCAAGAACGCUGACCUGUGAAUGCGUGUGUGUGUGUGUUUUUGGGAGAAAAGGCCUGGUGCGAUGUGUAAAUCACGCUUCAUUCCCAUUAAAUUGUAAGCUUCCAGUUGAAAAUUGCUUUCAACGAGCCACAAAUCUGCUUUCAGGUGAAUUAUCAGGAUUUACAUUUUAUAUUUGUACUGUUUACAUUUUUUCUUAUGUGUAUGCUUUGAUUGUAUGCAAUUUUAAACUGUACAUAUUUUUUAUAAUUUAUUAUUAAAAUAGCACAUAAAACCUGUUAGUUUAUAAUUGCAUUAUGAAACAUUUUGUAAUAAACCAUUUUCAUUUUUUUAAAAAUGACUGGUGGAUAAUGUGCAGAUGAUACAGUGUACAGUCCCAGAUAAGACCAAUUCACUGUGUCUUAACAGGAUAGCUGCAUAACCUUUGAAUGGUGUGUUAAUGUUUGUCAGGAAAACGAUUCACUUUAAAAACACACAUACAAUUAUUAUAAAAGGUAUAUUAAUAAUUUGAAGAGAGUUUAUCACCAUUUAUAUUUUGCUGACAUGAUCUCCAUCAAGCUUUAACCAUAUGGACUGUCUUCUAUGCAAAGCUCAAUCGCAUUCUAGCUCUACACCUUUCACAAGGUACUACCGGUAAUAGGCUCCUAACUCUUUUUUUUUGUUUGUUUGUUUUGUUCCCUAUAUAUUUUAAACACAUUGAUUGUACUAAAAAAUAAAAUAUAUA